Molecule: messenger RNA, 6321 nt
Organism: Microcebus murinus (gray mouse lemur)
Lineage: Eukaryota; Metazoa; Chordata; Mammalia; Primates; Cheirogaleidae
Gene: DNAJC6
Product: DnaJ heat shock protein family (Hsp40) member C6
Biological process (GO): synaptic vesicle uncoating; dephosphorylation; clathrin-dependent endocytosis
Cellular component (GO): intracellular membrane-bounded organelle; vesicle; postsynaptic density
Molecular function (GO): clathrin binding
Source: RefSeq, a predicted model, not a curated record
AGUAACAGGUAUACAUGUAUUUCUUUUUGUUACUCUUCUCCCAACUUAGUUAGGCCCUGUAUUGGGUCAGUUAAUCUUUCUGGAUAUCAGUUUACCAAUCUGUAUAAUGGGGGAUCAAUACUACCCACAGUGAGUACACAUGAUGCAGAUGAAAAUUGUGAGCAUCCAGAACUUCAAAAAACAAUUCCUGAGUGAAGAUAUUUGAAGGAGACAGUGAUGACUCUUACCCAUUUUCCAUAAAAUAAGCUAAAUAUCACCUCUCCUGGACACCCUAUCUAAAAUGGCACCCCUGUUCCUCAUCACUAAUAUGUUUCAUUUUUCUUCACAGCAUUUAUUGCCAUUUAUUGUAUGUUUAUAUUUGUUUGUAUAUGGCCUAUGUGAAUCCCCCCACUUGAAUGUAACAGCCACCAGAGCAGGGACCCAAAACACUGACAGGUGGAACAGUGCCUGGCACAAAUAACCAUUUGUUGAAUGAGUGAUUGAAGGAAUGAAUGCAUGAAUGCGAGCUGUGUAAUGAUACAGAGUUAGCUUAAAUUGAAUGAUCGAAAGAUUUGCUUGAAUCUUCUUUGCCCUCCAACGGAGGGGUCUCAUGGUUUGGCUUCCUUAUACCUAUACCUGGCUACAAGCAGUCACUCAAUGGCUACAAGCAAUCACUAGAGCCUCCUUGAGUAUCAACUUAGGCGUGGGUAGAAUGGGUUCCGUAACCUGUGUCCGGGCAGCAGACACGGGUCAGUGUAUUGCAAUGCAUGCCUCUGUGUUCUAGUAGCCUGUAAGCGGCUUGAGGACCGAGGGCUGGUCCGGUACACGGUUGUAUUCCCAAAUGCUUUGCAGAGAGUGUGGCCCAGAGAGGUAAAAGAAAUGUUUGUUGAAUGAAUGAAUGAAUAUGUAAGAGGAAACAAAAUACAGGGCUCUUAAUCUCCCUCCAAAGUUGAGGUUACCAUCUGAAAAUAAGCCUGGCACAUGGCACACACAUUUAUCUGAACCAGAUCUCUCCAGGGACAAGGAGGCGCUAAGCAGUUGGUUCCCCAUCCUGAGGGAAGGAAAGGCGAGCCUAGGCUCCAGAUCCGGUUCCAUGCCGCGUUUUGGAAUUUGUGUUUACGUCUGCCUUCAUCCUCAUCCUUUCCGCUCUAGCAUUAGCAAAAUUAUAACCCGGCACACCGACUUGCUUGCAGUUAUCAUAGCCCGGUGCCCCUGCGUUGAGGGACUUCGCCCCCGAGACCGCUGACUGACUGUGAAUGACAAAUCACAAGUCAGGGGUGCAGAAUCAGCCGGACUUUCCUGCUCAUUUGCAGCAGAGGGACGAAGCAGAGAAUGAAAGAUUCUGAAAAUAAAGGUGCCUCGUCUCCAGACAUGGAGCCCAGCUAUGGGGGAGGUCUCUUUGACAUGGUAAAAGGAGGUGCAGGGAGGCUCUUUAGUAACUUAAAGGACAACUUGAAAGACACCCUCAAAGACACAUCUUCUAGAGUUAUACAAUCGGUUACCAGCUACACAAAGGGAGAUUUAGACUUCACUUAUGUUACCUCCAGAAUUAUUGUGAUGUCCUUUCCUUUGGACAAUGUUGACAUAGGAUUCAGGAAUCAGGUUGAUGACAUUCGGAGCUUUUUGGAUUCCAGACAUCUUGACCACUACACGGUGUACAAUCUGUCACCUAAGUCUUAUCGAACUGCCAAGUUUCACAGCCGGGUCUCAGAAUGCAGUUGGCCCAUCAGACAGGCCCCCAGUCUGCACAACCUCUUUGCUGUGUGUCGGAAUAUGUAUAACUGGCUACUACAGAAUCCCAAAAAUGUCUGUGUUGUCCACUGCUUGGAUGGACGGGCAGCAUCGUCAAUUCUGGUUGGUGCUAUGUUCAUUUUCUGUAAUCUCUACUCUGCUCCUGGCCCAGCGGUUCGAUUGCUGUAUGCAAAGCGACCAGGAAUUGGACUUUCGCCUUCCCACAGGAGAUACCUGGGCUAUAUGUGUGACCUACUAGCAGACAAACCCUACCGCCCUCACUUCAAGCCUCUCACAAUUAAGUCUAUCACUGUCAGUCCAAUACCCUUUUUUAACAAACAGAGGAACGGAUGUCGCCCUUACUGUGAUGUGCUGAUUGGAGAAACCAAAAUAUAUUCAACCUGCACAGAUUUUGAACGAAUGAAAGAGUACCGUGUCCAAGAUGGAAAAAUCUUCAUUCCCUUGAACAUCACUGUGCAAGGAGAUGUGGUCGUGUCCAUGUAUCACUUGAGGUCAACCAUCGGGAGCCGGCUGCAGGCUAAGGUGACCAACACGCAGAUAUUCCAGCUUCAGUUUCAUACAGGAUUCAUACCACUGGACACAACGGUUUUAAAGUUCACCAAGCCAGAGUUAGAUGCAUGUGAUGUACCAGAAAAGUAUCCUCAGCUAUUUCAGGUGACACUGGAUGUAGAACUACAGCCCCAUGACAAAGUAAUAGACUUAACCCCACCGUGGGAACAUUACUGCACAAAAGAUGUCAACCCCAGCAUCCUCUUCUCUUCUCACCAGGAGCAUCAGGAUACGCUGGCCUUAGGAGGACAGGCUCCAAUAGAUAUCCCUCCAGACAACCCCAGGCAUUUCGGGCAAGGCGGUUUCUUUGCCUCUCUCUGUUGGCAAGAUCAGAAAUCAGAGAAGUCAUUCUGUGAGGAGGACCACGCUGCCCUGGUGAAUCAGGAAAGUGAGCAGUCGGAUGAUGAACUUCUGACCCUUUCCAGUCCACAUGGCAAUGCCAAUGGUGACAAGCCUCGUGGGGCCAAGAAGCCCAGCAAAAAGCAGCAGGAGCCCGCUGCCCCUCCGCCCCCCGAGGAAGUGGACCUGCUGGGCCUAGAAGGGUCUGCAGUGAGUGAGAACUUCUCUCCACCGGCGGCUCCUCCCAGCAAUUCUGAACUGCUGAGCGACCUGUUUGGGGGUGGAGGAGCGGCUGGCCCUGCCCAGGCUGGACAGGCAGGGGUGGAAGACGUGUUUCAUGCGAGUGGACCUGCGUCCUCCCAGUCAACACCGCGCCGUUCUGCCGCCUCCGCCUCUGCAUCUCCAACCCUCAGAGUGGGAGAAGGUGCCACCUUUGACCCAUUUGGAGCACCUUCUAAACCAUCAGGUCAAGAUUUGCUGGGUUCUUUUCUGAACACGGCCAGUGCUUCCAGUGACCCCUUUCUUCAGCCAACAAGGAGUCCUUCACCCACAGUACACGCUUCUAGUACACCUGCUGUGAACAUUCAGCCAGAUGUUUCGGGAGGUUGGGACUGGCAUGCUAAACCAGGAGGCUUUGGAAUGGGAAGCAAGUCAGCUGCCACCAGCCCAACAGGAUCCUCGCACGGUACUCCCACCCAUCAAAGCAAACCCCAGACUCUGGAUCCUUUUGCCGACCUUGGAACGCUAGGUAGUUCUUCAUUUGCCAGCAAACCCACCACACCGACUGGAUUGGGUGGAGGAUUUCCGCCUCUCAGCUCACCACAGAAGGCAUCCCCCCAGCCUAUGGGUGGAGGGUGGCAACAGGGAGGAGGUGGCUAUAGCUGGCAGCAGCCGCAGCCUAAGCCUCAGCCCAGCAUGCCCCACUCGUCUCCCCAGAACCGGCCCAACUACAACGUGAGCUUCUCCGCCAUGCCUGGAGGCCAGAAUGAACGUGGGAAAGGAUCGGCUAAUGUGGAAGGGAAACAGAAGGCAGCUGACUUUGAAGACCUACUCUCGGGUCAAGGUUUCAAUGCUCACAAAGACAAAAAAGGGCCUCGAACAAUAGCUGAGAUGAGAAAGGAGGAAAUGGCUAAGGAAAUGGACCCUGAGAAAUUAAAGAUUCUGGAAUGGAUUGAAGGCAAAGAGAGAAAUAUCAGAGCACUUCUUUCCACGAUGCACACCGUGCUGUGGGCUGGAGAGACCAAGUGGAAGCCAGUUGGCAUGGCAGACCUGGUGACACCAGAGCAGGUGAAGAAAGUGUACAGGAAGGCUGUCCUGGUGGUGCACCCAGAUAAAGCUACCGGGCAACCCUAUGAACAAUAUGCAAAGAUGAUUUUCAUGGAGCUAAAUGAUGCCUGGUCUGAAUUUGAAAACCAAGGGCAGAAGCCCUUGUAUUAAUUUAUGAGCUUUUCCAUCUCUGAUGCAGACCCGUGCUAAUGCUUAGCGCGUCACAAUUCUGAGGUUUUCGCAGAUGAACCAAAAACUCCAGUAACAUGUUUCCAGUACUCAACUGUUAAAUUUCUUGUGAAUUAAUUUCUCAUUGAUAAGGAAUGUCGAUGUUUGGUUUCUCGAAGUCCCUGCCAUAAAAGAUCCAAAGCAUGAGAGGAACUUUUUUAGCCAGAUGACCUUGUAGAGUUACAACAUUCCAUCCUGCUCUUCGGGAAACCUACUACUGAGCAUUCUGCCUGGGGGAAAUGGAAAAUAGUGGCCACCACCCAUGAAGGCAUAUCACCCAUCUCACUGUCUGAGAAUAGGAUUAAUGAGCAAAAGUUAUGAUAACAGGAUUAUAUAAUGGUUUAAAAUAAUGGUCUUUAGAUUAUCUUGGAAAUAUAUGAUUUGAGCAAUGGCUUUAUGCAGACUCCAGGAACAUAACCACCAAGAGUUUUUUUUGUUUGUUUGUUUUUUAGUAGAAAUUUACUAAGGUCUUUAGCACAAUACUGUAUACAUCGUUUGGUCAAGAAAACUAACAUAUAUAAAAGAAUUUGAAUUGUGGGAAGUGAUUAUAUUAAUACUACAGUACAGUGAUUACCACCAACUCUUUCUAGAUAGGCUAAAAAUUAGUGAAAAUGCUGGCUAAAGAAAAUAGUGACUCUGAAGAUGUAGAAAACUUGAUUCCUGCUCAGGAUGUUGGGCUAUUUUCCUUUCCCUUUAGAAAACUGUGGUUGAUUAAAGAAAAAGUCUUAAUACCAUAACAAUGCUAAACCUGAUUUGAAAGAAACUUCUAAUUUUACCAUAAGGCUUAAUGCUCUUUCUUUUGUUUAGCCAAGAAAACAUUCUUAGCUGGAAACAGGUUGUAAAGCAGUUUGGUCCAUUCACAAUUUAUCAGGACCUGUAACUGGUAUGGACUCCGUGUUCUCUAGUUUGUGAGUGGUUGUGGUAAGAGAAUAGAAGAUGACAACACUGAAUUCGAGUCAUGAGAAAGGCGCGAUUGCAGUGAGAGAGCUGUGCCCACCCUCAGAUCCAGCUAGAUGGCUUGUCAGUAUUUGCUUUGAGGAACCAAGUCCCACCUCCCCACAUGUAAAUCUGAACUCCUUGGAUUAUUACAGUGGGGUUUUAUGUUUUAAAAAUAGUUGGGGAUUCACAGGAGCAACAUUCACCCUGGGACAUUUGUGAAAGCAAAGCAAGAAUGAAACCUUUCCAGACCUCAGACUGGUUAGAUUUCAGAUCAGUGUUGUGGCUGGUUCUCAUUUUGAGGGGUAAGCAGUUUGCUAUCCUGUGACUUUAGUAGAUUUUGGUAGUACACAUACACAACGUGCAUUAUAUAUAUAUGCAAAGCAGAUGGGCAAAAAGAUUUUCAUGCUAAUCUUAAAAGGUUCACGCUCAAUAUUGUGAAAAGCUUUUAAAAGUUAUUUUUAAAAGACAAUCAUUUUUUGUUUCUGUUUUAAUUUCUUGUGGCAAACUGUACCAGAAAAGCAGCAUGUCAAAAAUACUUUAGGUUCCAUAUAGAUCUCUCUUGCUCUCUCUCUUUUGUUUUGUUUUGUUUUGUUUUUGUUACAAAAUUUCAUUAUUUAUUUUACUGGCAAUGUAAAACUUGCAAAAAAAGUUCUUUUAAAAUAUACAGUCAUAAACUGUUCAAGGUAACCAUAACAAACUAGGUGUUAUUUAUUAACGUAUUAUAAAAUAAUGUUUGAUCCAGUAUGUGCUUGUCUUAUUUAAAGUUGGAAUGUGAGACAUGUUGCUGUGACCUGUGUUUUGUUUUUUUUCUCAUUCACAUUUGUAGAUAUUGUGUGAACUACAGUAUAUAAUGAUAAUAAUUAAAAGGAUAUUCUGUGGGUGUCAUGUACAUUUUGAAACGAUAGCACUACAUUAGCUUUGUAUCAUGUUUGGAUAAUUCAUCAAUGUUCACAGUUUAAAACAUCAUUAAACAUUAUGUAAUUAGUAAUGAGAAGGAAUCUUACUUAAAUUUGGGGAUUUCCCCAUAUCUCUUUGCCGGAUACAUUAUAAUUCUGGACCCAUAUUUAUCUCAAAACUCUUAACAUAUGCAGACCAACAGGUUUUUGCAUUCCUUUUAAAUAUCUGGUUGUGACAGAGCUUGUUGUUGAUCAGAUUCACUGUUUCAUUCAUAUUUAUUGUAAUAUAGUUUUUGUUUUGUAAAUAUGUUACACACAACAAAAUGUGAUUGGUCUAAAAUAUUUGUAAUGUAUAUUAAAAGGCUCAAAAAUA